CUCACAACUGUCGGCUGCGCCCGGAAAACAAGCCGGUGCGCUGGGGACCUGGGGCUGGGGCCGCCUCGCUCUGGCCUAGCCCCGCGGCCCUCCGUGCGGCCCCGGGGUAUGCUCGGGACCCCCCGCGGCUCCAGUACAGACGCCCGGGCCUCAGACGGUGUGCGAACGCAGCCCCCCCGCCCCCAGGUCUCUGCCCCCGCGCGGGGCCCGGGCAGUGCGGCUGGAGGGAGCGGCCGGAUGGAGCGGAGGAUGAAAGGCGGAUACUUGGACCAGCAAGUGCCCUACACCUUCUGCAGCAAAUCGCCCGGAAAUGGGAGCUUGCGCGAAGCGCUAAUGGUCCCGCAGGGGAAGCUCAUGGACCCGGGCUCCCUGCCGCCCCCCGACUCCGAAGAUCUCUUCCAGGAUCUAAGUCACUUCCAGGAGACGUGGCUGGCUGAAGCUCAGGUACCAGACAGCGAUGAGCAGUUUGUUCCCGAUUUCCAUUCAGAAAACUUAGCUUUCCACAGCCCCACCACCAGGAUCAAGAAGGAGCCCCAGAGUCCCCGCACCGACCCGGCCCUGUCCUGUAGCAGGAAGCUGCCCCUCCCCCACCACCAUGGCGAGCAGUGCCUUUAUUCCAGUGCCUAUGACCCCUCUAGACAAAUCGCCAUCAAGUCCCCAGCCCCUGGUGCCCCCGGACAGUCGCCCUUGCAGCCCUUUCCCCGGGCAGAACAACGGAGUUUCCUGAGAUCCUCUGGCACCUCCCAGCCCCACCCUGGCCAUGGGUACCUCAGGGAGCAUGGCUCCCUCUUCCAGCAGCCCCUGGAUGUCUGCCACUCCUUCACACCCUCUCAGGGAGGGGGCCGGGAGCCCCUCCCAGCCCCCUACCAACACCAGCUGUCGGAGCCUUGCCCCCCCUACCCCCAGCAGAGCUUCAAGCAGGAAUACCUUGACCCCCUGUACGAACAGGCCGGCCAGCCGGCAGUGGGUCAGGGUGGAGUCAACGGGCACAGGUACCCAGGGGCAGGGGUGGUGAUCAAACAGGAGCAGACAGACUUCUCCUAUGAUUCAGAUGUCCCUGGAUAUGCUUCAAUGUACCUCCACACAGAGGCUUUCUCCGGGCCCCCUCCCGGUGAGGGGACCAUGGGCUAUGGCUGUGAGAAACCCCUGCGACCGUUCCCAGAUGAUGUCUGCAUCGUCCCCGAGAAAUUUGAAGGUGACAUCAAGCAGGAAGGGGUGGGAGCCUUCCGAGAGGGACCACCCUACCAGCGUCGGGGUGCCUUGCAGCUGUGGCAGUUUCUGGUGGCCCUGCUGGAUGACCCGACAAAUGCCCACUUCAUUGCCUGGACUGGCCGGGGGAUGGAGUUCAAACUAAUUGAGCCUGAGGAGGUCGCCAGGCUCUGGGGCAUCCAGAAGAACCGGCCAGCUAUGAACUAUGACAAACUGAGCCGCUCACUCCGGUACUACUAUGAGAAAGGCAUCAUGCAGAAGGUGGCCGGCGAGCGUUACGUGUACAAGUUUGUGUGCGAGCCCGAGGCCCUCUUCUCUCUGGCCUUCCCGGACAAUCAGCGUCCAGCUCUCAAGGCCGAGUUUGACCGGCCGGUCAGUGAGGAGGACACAGUCCCUUUGUCCCACCUGGACGAGAGCCCCGCCUACCUCCCAGAGCUGGCUGGGCCCGCCCAGCCCUUUGGCCCCAAGGGUGGCUACUCUUACUAGCCCCCAGCAGCUGCUCCCCUGCGGCCAGCAGGUGCUGCCCUGUGUGUAUAUAGAGAUGAAUCUGGUGUCAGGGAAACCCCCACUCUGAAACCCACAGAUGUCUUUGGAGCAGAUCCCCUCUGCCCAUCAGUCACCCCGGCCCAGCCUCUGAGCUGCUCCCCAGGGUCGACAGGAAGGCAAAGUGGAGACACUUACGGGUGUGAAGGUGGCGUCGCGGAAGCUCUUCCAGGGGCUCCACUUCCGGCCUCUUCCUAGGUCCUGCCUAGAGGCCAAGCCCAGCUCUCUCUCGCCCAUCACAGAGAACAAGUGUUUGUUCUGUUCUGGGGGACAGAGGAGCUUCCCCCACUUCACCCUGGUGUAGAAGGGGGCACGGGGCUCCCCAGAUCCCUUGUGGUGGGGAGAGAGCAGCCUGCAUCCUGCACUCCGCUCCAGGCUGUGGCCCUGGAGGGGUCCUGCUCGGCAGUUCUUGGUGCUCUGUGUUCCCAGAGGCAGGGGGAGGCCAAAGUGAGGAACCUGGGGUGGGGGAGAGGUUGCUGGGUGGAGGCAGGGAGGGCUGGGCUCUGCCCGGGGGCCCGCUGCCUCUCCUCUGCCUUUCCUAGGCCAGGCCUGGGAUUCCACCCCCACCUCCACUACACCUGCCAGACCUAAUAAAGGCCCCUGCUUCUCCUGUUA
Messenger RNA from Phacochoerus africanus (Common warthog), 2367 nucleotides. RefSeq names its product ETS variant transcription factor 4 (gene ETV4). The record is from RefSeq and is a predicted model, not a curated record. Gene Ontology annotation, cellular component: nucleus. Gene Ontology annotation, biological process: regulation of transcription by RNA polymerase II; cell differentiation. Gene Ontology annotation, molecular function: sequence-specific DNA binding; DNA-binding transcription factor activity, RNA polymerase II-specific. Lineage: Eukaryota; Metazoa; Chordata; Mammalia; Artiodactyla; Suidae. The transcript is spliced from 13 exons. The coding region runs from base 109 to 1695 and encodes 528 amino acids.